AUGCCAUUCAGACCAUUGGCUUCCUACGAAAGAAAUGUAUUGAUUGAGUCUUACGAAAAUCAAACCAACGGUACUAUUUUCAGUGCAAAGUACACCGAUAUGCAAACUAAUUCAACAAUUAACGACGAUGCUGCUACUUUACUUACUCAAAAUGAGGAAAACAAUAUGUUUUCAAGGUUUAUCAAUGCUCUAGCCACAGUAAUUACCGAAAAUCCAGAGCUUUAUACCACUAUUAACACAAAAUUGGAGUUCGAACCAAUAACAGAGAUCAAAACUGACGAUGUAAUCAGUUCCAUCAAAUUCAACUCUACGAAAGAUGAGUUUGUGAAUUGUAAGAAUGGUGCUCCUCCAUACUUGUUACGACAUAUAUUUAAUAAGGAUAAAUUUGUCCCAGGUUCUGGUAAACCACUAUGGAAUUUAUACAUUGUUGACGAUUCUAUUGUGAUAUUUCAUGGACAAGAUGUUCUAUUUGAUAUUUAUUCAGCAGCAAGUUUCCACCGAAAGUUCUUUGCUGCAUUAGAAGGUGCUACUCCAACCAGCGAAAAGUUAACAACUAUAUUUAGAUUAUCUGACCUAUCAAAGUCAGCACUAACGUAUCCAUUCCCUAAAUCAAUUUACGACAGUCCUUUACUUAUGUUACCAGCAAAGACUAUUGAUUUGGUAUCUCUUCAGACUCGUUUCUUCUUGAAAUCUGUUGUUAGCAAGACAAUUGUCAAACCUCUCAAUAUAAUUAUGUUCAAUGACGAACCGAUGAAGAGCUUCACGAAUUCUGAUCCAAUGGAUAUUUUGGAGAAGACUUCAUCUUUAUGUGGCACAACUGUCUUUGGUAACAUUUCCAACGAAAGAUUCGACUACUUACAGUCUAUUGCUGAAGAAGAAAACGUUUGCACCAAGAGUCUAGUCUGUGGUAUUACCAUGCUAUGUUUGAAACCACUAAUAAAAGACUUCAGUAGUAAUAUCACAUUCUCUAUUGCUAUGAAUCUUAGAGACUCUAUUGAGGAAUCCACUGAGUUUGGUUUAUUUUACAAGAAUGUCAGAAUCGAAGUCCCACUAAGCUUCAUCGAUGAUAACGUAUUUAAGUUGAAGACUAGUUAUAAUGGUUAUGAUGCUUCUAAUUCCAACAUUAAAGAGACAAAUCCGAAUUAUGAAGAGCAAUUGAUUGCAUAUCAAUUCAAUCAAAUUGCCACAUUUAUUUCAAGGAACUUGAAACAAAGAAUGAGAGCCUGGAGAAGAAAUGGGUUCAAUGACGACGAUAUCAAGAUGAUGAAGUUUGGUAGCAAAGAUAAAAACACUUCUGCCAAGAUCAUACAGAUCAACGAUAUUUCCGACCUUUCCUUCUGCCCAAUGAACAAAAAUGGCGAACUAAAUAGCGUCAGUUUGAAAGAUCUAAGUUUCACACACAGUCUGGUGCCAGACCAAUUCAUGUCUCUAUCUUACACCCAUUGUAAGAGCACUGGCUCUAAUAUAUGUAUCCACUUCCCAGAAGUCUACGACUUGGAACUGUUUGUUGAAAAGUUCCAGAACUUCAUUGACGGUGGCGACGAGUAG
Molecule: messenger RNA, 1548 nt
Organism: Tetrapisispora phaffii CBS 4417
Lineage: Eukaryota; Fungi; Ascomycota; Saccharomycetes; Saccharomycetales; Saccharomycetaceae
Gene: PBI1
Product: Pbi1p
Exons: 1
Coding region: 1-1548 (515 amino acids)
Molecular function (GO): N-acetyltransferase activity
Source: RefSeq, a predicted model, not a curated record